This is a messenger RNA of Salvia splendens (bonfire salvia), 914 nucleotides long. RefSeq names its product fasciclin-like arabinogalactan protein 19. The record is from RefSeq and is a predicted model, not a curated record. The transcript has a single exon. Bases 36 to 797 code for a protein of 253 amino acids. NCBI's taxonomy places the organism in Eukaryota, Viridiplantae, Streptophyta, Magnoliopsida, Lamiales, Lamiaceae.
CCAAAACUGAAUCUUAACCGCUUCUCUCAACUCCCAUGGCCCCACCACCGCGCUACUCCUCCGCCAUCAUCUUUCUCCUCCUCCUCCUCCUCCUCGCCGCCUCCGCCGCCGAUCCUCCCACCCAAUCCCAAGAAUUCGACGACAUGCUGCAGUCUCUCCGCAACUACGGCUACUCUCUCUUCACCAACGCCAUCGCCACAUCCGAUCUGAAUUACGAGCUCCUCGCCGCCCCCAAUUUCACUCUCUUCGCCCCGAGAGACGAGCUCCUCUACGCCCUCGACAUGGCCACCUCCGCCGCCGCCUACGUCAGCACCCUCCGCUACCACAUCGUCCCCACGCGCCACACCUUCGCCGACCUCAAAAACCUCUCCGCCCCCUUCCUCGACACCCUCCUCUUCGACUACUCAAUCUUAAUCGGAAAAUUCCGCGACGUCCACGUCUCCACCGAUCGGGCCUCCAUCGGCCUCAUCGUCGACGGCGUCCGCGUCGCCUACCCCGACCUCUUCCUCGGAUCUAGAAUGGCGGUUCACGGAAUCGACGGAAUUCUGCUCACCGGCCUCAAUCUCAGCCGCGAUCUCGGCGCGGAUUACAUUCCGCCUCCGCCCACUCCCGGAGCUCCGGCGGAUGAUUUGGAUCGGAAUAUUCCGGCGCCGGCGUAUCCUUUCGUUGGGAGGAAUGAUGCUCCUGGUGCUACGGUGGAGUCUUAUUUUGAUUGGGAUGCGACUCCGCCUCCGGAAAGAGGUCUGAGGAAGGGGCGGCGCCGCUACCGGAGGCGUAUGGCGCUCGGCCGUCUCUAAACUGCGUUUGGGUCUGUAUUGGAAUAUUCCAGAUUGUUUGGGGUAAAUGUGUCAUUUCAACUCUACAUGGAAUAUAUGAGAAUUUAGAAUUUGAGAAUAUUGAUUUAGCAAGUUGAG